This is a messenger RNA of Cheilinus undulatus (humphead wrasse), 2744 nucleotides long. It is a transcript of the gene ggps1, whose product is annotated as geranylgeranyl diphosphate synthase 1. Gene Ontology annotation, molecular function: prenyltransferase activity. The transcript is spliced from 4 exons. Bases 599 to 1624 code for a protein of 341 amino acids. Lineage: Eukaryota; Metazoa; Chordata; Actinopteri; Labriformes; Labridae. Gene Ontology annotation, biological process: isoprenoid biosynthetic process. The record is from RefSeq and is a predicted model, not a curated record.
GGAGCUCUUCAUCUUCACUGGUCUCAGAGUUCAGAGACCAGUGAAGCAUCUCUCAGCAUCUAUCAGCAUCUCUCUUAUGUAUUUGUCAGCAUUAUUUAUGAUACUGAGACUGCUUCUUUUUACCUGCUGAUCUUGAAUGCCCCUUUUCCUCUUAUUACUAGAGACUCAGACACCAUUUAGGCCCCAGUAGGAUAUAUAAAAGUUUAAUUUUAGCAGAAGUUAAGUCUAAAACCAAGUCUGUGUUGCUCUUUACUAACAUUCCAUCUACUGCAGCACAGUUCAGUUUCUGUGGUUUCCCAUAAUGCCUUUGUUGUAACUUAUUCAGUCAUGUGACCAGUGUGUCACCAUGCACCAGGGGAUUUUAUGACUCUGCAUGUGAGUCAUGCUCUAAGCUCAUUACAUGAAGGCCGGCCACACACUAGACCAUUUUAAAACAGAUAUGAGGACAAUUUCAGGAGAAUUUCAUCUUUGAUCCUCUGAACAAACACACUAGACGACCGAGCCAGACUACAGAUCACUGGAGACCACACACCUGACGACCUGCCAACGACCUCUGUGAUCACAUGACUUCAGAAAAAACAAAAGCAAACAAACAUGGAUGUCUGUCGAUACCGUCUUGCUGUCCUUCCAUAACAGGCUGUCCCGGCAUGAGUUACAGAUUUGUGUAAAGUUGAAUACGAUGGACACUGACCCUAAAGCCACGUCUGAGCGAAUCCUCCUGGAACCCUACAAGUACCUGUUACAGCUUCCAGGGAAGCAGGUGAGGACCAAACUAUCACAGGCUUUUAACCACUGGCUCAAUGUUCCUGAGGACAAACUGCAGGUGAUCAUCGAGGUGACGGAGAUGCUGCACAACGCCAGCCUGCUCAUCGACGACAUCGAGGACAGCUCCAAGCUGAGGCGGGGCUUUCCCGUGGCUCACAGCAUCUACGGCGUUCCCUCCGUCAUCAACUCGGCUAACUACGUCUACUUCCUGGGUCUGGAGAAGGUCCUGACCCUGGAGCACCCCGAGGCCGUACGGGUGUUCACCCGGCAGCUGCUGGAGCUCCACCGGGGUCAGGGUCUGGACAUCCACUGGAGGGACACGUACACGUGUCCCACAGAGCAGGAGUACAGAAACAUGGUGCUGCAGAAAACCGGCGGGCUGUUCGGCCUCGCCGUGGGUCUCAUGCAGCUCUUCUCAGACUGGAAGCAGGACCUGAAGCCGCUCCUGGACACGCUGGGUCUGUUCUUUCAGAUCCGAGAUGACUACGCCAAUCUGAGCUCUCGAGAGUACAGCGAGAACAAGAGCUUCUGUGAGGACCUGACCGAGGGGAAGUUCUCUUUCCUCCUCAUUCACGCAAUCUGGUCCCGUCCGGAGAGCACGCAGGUGCAGAAUAUCCUGAGGCAGCGCACGGAGAACAUGGACAUCAAACGCUACUGCGUGGACUACCUGGAGAAGGUGGGCUCCUUCGCUUACACCCGGCAGACUCUGCGGGACCUGGAGAUGGAGGCUUACCGCCUCAUCAAGGAGUUUGGAGGAAACCCGCAGCUGGAGAGUCUCGUCAAACAUCUGAGUGAGAUGCAUCACGAGGCUGAAGCUACGGCGGGAACCGCGGCGCCGCCAUCCAGCCAGGAUCACUGAAAUAUAAGCGCUUCAUGUUUUCAUCAAACCGUGGGAAACAAACACACCGGGGGGGGGGGGUAUGUCAGGACAGGCAGGAGGGUCGCCACAGGAUGAAAACAAUCAUUACAACAGCAGUAAAUAAAUCUAGAACUGUUUUCACACUGACAGGAAUCCUAGAGCCAGGGUUAACGUACGCACGCCAUCGAGACUGAACAACAACACGGUCAACGUUUCAGAGCACAGCUGGGACCGUCGGUCCUUCUUCCUGCCUGAUGGCGCUCUGAGGCCGCCUUAUUCAUAUUUAUUAUGCUCUAAAGUUCAUCCCAGUGUUAGAUCAGCACUAACUCGUCCCUCCCCCUGUGCUGGAACAUCUUAAAGACUUCAUGGGUUGGUGUUGGAGGUUUUAGACACUUUCUUCCUAAAGUGGUGAUAAAUAUGAAGUGGAAGGAGAGUGAGUUUCCCCUCUGCGGUGGUUGUGACGCUCCGUCUCUAACACUGAAGCCUUCUGAUCCUCGCUGCAGACAAACAUUCCCUGAGGUUCACCACUCCUAUCGAUACGUCUGAUUUCAGAGUCAGUGAUGAAGCUGCAGAGAAGAUUUCUGGUCACUGCAUGGACAAGUUUCAGCUGCUGCCUCUUUUUUUGUGUGCUAGAUAAAAUCCUUAAAGUGUUGCUUAACAAAGAGCACAUCAGCGUUUCUCUCCCUGCUGUUUCUGAGCAGAAAGAAAUCAAUUAAAGUAGAAACGGAUUCUGAGAGCUGGAACGCCUUCCUUCUGAUGUGCACUUCACUGCACAGAAAUGUAUUUUUGAUAUUUUGGUCACAGAUGAAAAUAGUUUAUGUGGAGCAGAGAGAAUGCUGGGUGUUUUUGUUUAAAAAACAUGGAUGUUUGGAUGGUUCAUCAUUAAACCGCUGGAGUGCCAAUCCUGGAGAUAAAACCUCUGCUAGUCAGUUGACUUGUUAUGUAACGCGCUGGAAUUAUAUGCAAAGUAGCUUCAUGCUGUUUGUGAGUCCUCUGACAACAUGUUGGUUUAAUUCACUCUUUAACAUUCAACUCUUCACUCCUCUAGAUUUUAUUACUGCACUUGUAAUAUUUGUAAGUCCACUCUGAACUUGUAUUUAAUAAAAACAUUCAAAGAGAA